Naegleria lovaniensis is the source of this 440-nucleotide messenger RNA. RefSeq lists its product as uncharacterized. The annotation marks the transcript as partial. The record is from RefSeq and is a predicted model, not a curated record. NCBI's taxonomy places the organism in Eukaryota, Heterolobosea, Eutetramitea, Acrasida, Naegleriidae. The transcript is spliced from 2 exons.
AUGCUUUCAUCAUCAUCAUUUCGCGAUUUGCAACCAUUCUUCCAUCCACUACACAAUGGCGUCAAUGCUGGUCUUAAUACUGCCAUUCAAAACAAUGUUCAUAAUUUUAUUACGGAAAUUAUUCAUAAUGUAGAAUGCUAUUCCUAUAAUACAGUGGAGAAUCAUCAACACUACAAUUUCAUCUUAUACGGAGGCAAUGAUCAUGUGUAUUUGAGUGUUUAUAAAGUAGAUCAUAAUAGCAAGAGUGUGAGUGAUAUUUCAAAACCAAUAUUUAUGGAUGCUACACAUGGAAAAAGAAUUACACUGUUGGCUUUUGCGAAUAUGUGUGAAACCGAUUAUCGAUUGACCUUUGCUGUAGUAGAUAGUUCAAAUACUGUAUCAAUCUAUCAAUCUGAGAAGAGAGUUCACUCUGGAGCUACUUUGUCUUCAAGUUCCAUUAG